AUGGGAACCGAAGAAAUCGAGCGACGCAUUUUGUCUUCUGCUUCGAUCCAUCAAUGGAAGUAUGAUGCGUUCGUGAGCUUCAGAGGCGAGGACAUAAGGAAAAACUUCGCGGGCCACCUCUUCCAUGCGCUGAGGCAAGCGGGGAUCUACUAUUUCAGGGAAAAUGAUAAUUCGGAGACCGGGAUUAUAAUCGAGACCAAGCAGCUCGACGCAAUUCGCCGCUCUAGGGUUGCCCUCGUUGUGUUCACCACCAACUACGCCGACUCACGGUGGUGCUUGAACGAGCUGGUGGAGAUCCUGGAGUGCAACAGGAGGUUCAAAGAUCAUCAGGGUCACGUGGUUCUGCCCAUUUUCUAUGAUGUUGAGCCACGGGACGUUCGGAAACAGAGUGGGCCAUUCGGGGAUGGUUUGGGAAGGUGUUUGGCCACCCACACGGACGAUUUGCUGGUGCAGAAGUGGAGGGAUGCGCUUAAAGAAGCUGGGAACUUGUCAGGACGGCACUUGAAUAAUGAUGCUAAUGGGGAUCAAGCAGUAUUCAUCAAGCAAAUCGUAAAACAUCUCCUCACGGUCAGCCCUAGAGCAAUCUCCCCCUAUUUUGUCCAAAAUGCUAUUGGGGUAGAUUCCUUUGUAGAGGACGUGAUAUCGUCCCUGGAAAUUGGGUCAGAGGAUGACGUGCGUGUGAUUGGAAUAUGGGGAAUAAAAGGAAUUGGUAAGACAACGGUGGCCAAAGUUGUCUGCGAUCGUGUUUUUAGGGAAUUUGAAGGCGUUAGCUUACUCGAAAAUGUCGGAGAUGCCAACCAAGAUACACUUUUACUUCUUCAGAAGAGACUUCUCCACGAUGUUCUGAAGGUAGAAGGUCUAGAAAUGUUUGAUCUUAACAGCAACAUCAACGAGAUAAAAGCUAAGCUCUGCCAUAAAAGGAUCCUUCUAGUCCUCGAUAACAUCACUAAGAAAGACCAGAUUGAGUAUUUCGGAGCCGGAGAUCAAGAAUGGUUCCAACAUGGGAGUAGAAUUUUGAUAACUACAAGAGAUGAGCAGCUGCUGGAAGAUGUUGAAGUAGAUAACAAGUACAUGCUCCCAGGAUUGACUCAUAAAGAAUCGCUCGAACUCUUCAGUCGCCAUGCCUACCGCAAAGACCACCGUAAAGAAGGCCAUGAAGAGUUGUCAGAGAGGCUUGUCCACUACACGGGUGGACUUCCCCUAGCUCUUAAAAGAUUUGGUUCCUUCCUUUCUAAGAAGAGGAAAAAUCAGUGGCAUGAGAUAUUGGAGAAGUUGGUGAGAGACCCUCAUCUUGACUCGGUUGGAUUACCUUUAGAACCAUUCUCCUCUGUUCUUCCUUUUCAAUCAGUAGGGCCAUAUGGAGGUGGUGGUGGGGGUUCUUAUGAUGAUAAAACAUACACCGAUGUCCGAAAUAUAACUGUCGUUGUGACAUCAGUGAUUGAGUCCUUUUAUAUUGAGUACGAUCAGAACGGGUGUUUGGUCCGCUCGCCAAGACAUGGUGGACCUACGGAAGGCAAAAUAUGCACGGUAAAAUUAGAUUAUCCAAAUGAGUUCUUGACUUCAGUGUCAGGCUACAUUUUAGACGAUCCCAGACAUGUCGCUAUCCAAUCACUUAUCUUCCACAGCAAUAGGAGAACAUAUGGUCCAUUUGGCAAUGAGAGCGGAAAAUUUUUCAGUUUCCCACCCGUUGCUGGGAAGAUCAUUGGAUUCUUUGGGAGGUCUGGCAGUUGUCUUGAUUCCAUUGGAGCACAUCUUUUACCGAUCUCUCGUGCAUAUCCCUUUGAAGUCGUAGGCCCAUUUGGAAAUAGUAAUAAUGAAGGCAGGUGGGAUGACGAGAAGCAUGCAGAUCAAUCAACAAGCAUGCCUAAGCUUGUAAGAGAAGUAGAAGCCAAAGAGAAAGAAGCAGAACAGCGACAGCGACUUGAGAUGCAAUCACUGGUGAAGUAA
Eucalyptus grandis is the source of this 1947-nucleotide messenger RNA. Its product is annotated as TMV resistance protein N. The transcript has 4 exons. Gene Ontology annotation, molecular function: ADP binding; carbohydrate binding. Lineage: Eukaryota; Viridiplantae; Streptophyta; Magnoliopsida; Myrtales; Myrtaceae. The record is from RefSeq and is a predicted model, not a curated record. Bases 1 to 1947 code for a protein of 648 amino acids. Gene Ontology annotation, biological process: signal transduction; defense response.